Messenger RNA from Dujonia railenensis, 747 nucleotides. Lineage: Eukaryota; Fungi; Ascomycota; Pichiomycetes; Serinales; Debaryomycetaceae. The record is from the annotation of a GenBank genome assembly.
AUGACUGCAACUUACUUUAUUACCGGAGCUAAUGGCCAAAUUGGAUAUGCUGUCGUUGAAGAAUUAUCCAAAAGAUCUGAUGUUAAGAUCAUUGCAACAGUACGUAGCAUUGAGAAGGCAGAAAAACUUAUUCUGUUAAAGAAGAAGACAGGUAAUGUUGAAAUUGUCACCCUCGAUGUCGCUUCUGAAGAAAGUGUUGAUGCUUUAGAUGAGCAAUUGAAGAAGGUAGCACCAGAUGGAAUUGAUGUGUACAUUGCCAAUGCUGGUAUUUUCAAUCCUUUGUUCACUGUCAAGGAUGCACCACGCCAUAUUUGGUUGGAUCAUUAUAAGGCAAAUGUUUUGGGUCCAAUUUUAACUUAUCAAGUUUUGUACCCAUACCUUCUCAAGAAGGAUACAAGAAAAAUAAUCUUUAUCUCCAGUAGAAACAGUUCGAUCAGUCAAUAUUUCCCAUUUUCUGUUUCAGCUUAUGGUCAAUCAAAGGCUGCUUUGAACUACACUGGAAAGGAACUUAGUAGUGAAUUAGAGGCAGAAAACUUCACUGUCAUUUCUCUUAGUCCAGGUGUCGUCCUAAAUGAAAAAGCCGCAGGUUUAAUUGUUCACCUCCCUGCUGAAGUUCAAGAGGCAUUUAAGAAGGAGCAAAAUUCUCCACAGGAUUGUGCAAUUAAGCAACUCAAAGUUAUUGACGGCCUCACAAAGGAAUCAAAUGGUAAAUUCUUUAACUAUGAUGGAAGUGAAAUCCCAUGGUAA